This is a messenger RNA of Colletotrichum destructivum, 248 nucleotides long. RefSeq lists its product as uncharacterized. The record is from RefSeq and is a predicted model, not a curated record. The transcript has a single exon. Bases 65 to 229 code for a protein of 54 amino acids. Lineage: Eukaryota; Fungi; Ascomycota; Sordariomycetes; Glomerellales; Glomerellaceae.
UCGUCGAUUUUGAGAAAAUUCCCAACAAACAGUUGACGGCAAUGCCGGCUAAACAUACUCCAACAUGCCUCAGCGUGAGCCCGAAAGGAGUGGUCCGGCACCAAGGUACCAAUUCCUCCGUGUGACGCCUUCCUUUCUGGCCCCAUUAAGCCUGCAGUACUACGUCUGCGCUCUUACCCCGGCUUAUCGCCAGAGAUGCUACCAUCUUCAAGGCAAACGGGGAAGCUAAGAUGGGCGAGUUAAGGUAA